Molecule: messenger RNA, 5657 nt
Organism: Danio rerio (zebrafish)
Lineage: Eukaryota; Metazoa; Chordata; Actinopteri; Cypriniformes; Danionidae
Source: RefSeq, a predicted model, not a curated record
GCAGUCCGCAAGCAUCUCUCAGAAACGCAACGCGUGAGGGAUGCGGUCACACCCCCUCGUCUUGUCUCAUUACGCCCCCGAGAGCCGUGGGCGAACAACAAUACUUGAGGAGUUUGAUGCAGCAUCCAAAAUCAGAUGGAGACCACAUAAUCUCUAAACCGACACACGAGAUAUUAUCAGCACCCUCAGGAUUUUAACUAUGGAUGAAGACGGAGACACAGACUGAGGGGAAAAUAACGGGGGUCCAUUUAAAAUGACACGUACGGACCCUCCUGACAUAUUAACAUCAACUUUGUAUGAAGACAUAAAUAUUGGCCCUAACUCUGGGCUCUCAAAGUAUUCUGGAUCUUCGAAGCAAUGUGAUUCACAAAUGGUUGGCCCACUGGAUCAAAACUUCGAAACAAUUAACAAAAGACAUUGCCGAAGCUUUGACUUCAUCGAGUCACUGGAUGACCCAAAGGACAUUUCAUCGUCCAUGGAGUAUCCUUACAGGUCUGAACAGCAACCAGUAAAUAAGGAUGCAGUCUGGAAUGGCAUUGGGCAGCAGGGACACCUACGUUUUUCCUCACCAGAUCUGUUCAACUCGAGACUGUCCCAUCAAAUCAGUACAGACAAAAGCAAUGAGACAGCAAGGGCUAGUGUUCAUGGCAAGCCUCGCUCAAAAAGUACACCUAGAGUUCGAGCCACCCUAACCCCAGUACCCAUCACAGUUUCUCCUCCUGCAACCACAAGGCGUCGAUCUCCAGUGGACCCUCAAAAAAGAAUAGAAGGUUUGCCAAACCGAGAAGCCUCCCACUCAAGCAGGGCUUUAGUUAAUGAGGUUCAUCCGAUAAAGUUACAACCACACACACCCCUCUAUGUUUCUGAUUGUUUUGAGGAAAACAGACAAGAAAAACAAGCUAACACUCCCCAUGUCAGGUGUCGUGUUGAUAUUAAGCCAGAUGCCUCAGUUCUCCAGCACACAGCACGGAAGAUACCUACUCAAAGAGGUAAUGUUCCCUGGCAGCUUUCCUCAACAUCAUCAAUCAGAAAUGUCUCAUUUCCAAGUCAGACAUCCACUUCAAGAACACCAACCCCUAGUGAGUGUUACAACAUGGACUACAGGCAAGCAUAUCAGUAUCCCAACAGCUUGUCAAGUAGUUACAUUCAUUCUGGUGAGAUCCCUUUUGGAAGGACCUCUCCUAGAGAUCCAAGGGAGUACAGAACAUUGUCUAAUCCUAACAUCCCUACCAAGUUCUUUUACACAGAUGAUCCCUGCAGGUAUCCCAUUCAGCCACCUAGGACUUAUUAUCAGGAUGACCAGUACAGUGUUAUCAGCAGUACCAGCCAAAAUCCCUCUGUCAGUAGUCAGUAUGUACUUGACCCAAGAACUCGCUGGGUUCAUACUUUACCUGUGCGUUCGUACUAUGCAGAUUCCCAUCGGGAACCCUUGGAUCCAUUUUAUGGUAGACCAUAUUCAGUGAGUGAGCCAGGACCAUACUUCAUAUCCACCCCUCAGAGUGAAACAUACUUUCAGGAUGACCCAAGAACAUAUGGAUUUCCCUCUGAUCCAUCAAAAAUGUUCUAUACACGGCCUUGCCAUUACCCAGCAGAAGUACACAUUCCUAUGAGAGGAUAUCAUACAGAGGGACGACGGCGACCACAUAUGUCUCAGGUCUUUUCAGAUGACUUGCACCGGUCAAGCAUUGCUACAUAUUCUAGCCAGUAUGCAUCCUCACAGGCCACUCCUCAGAGGGCACCGUCAAUAAGUUCUUGGUAUCCCAAUGACUUUACCGAGCCAAGUCGCUUAGGAACAGAUAUCCGGAAUUUCUCUAAAUCCUGGGACAACAUUCUCACUCCUCAUAUGGACAGAGAAAUUGGUGUUUCACGAGGCAGGAGUUACGAGAACCUUCUCCAUCAUGGAAGAUCAGGAGUUCCUUCAAAUGACAGUCAACAGCCAGUUAUUGUGAAUCUGUCUAGUUCGCCAAGACGUUAUGCUGCAUUGUCCCUCUCUGAAAAUUGUCUCGAAAAGUGUGCUGGUGAUAGACAAAAUAGUGCAAGAGGGCAAUGGUUUGUAACCCCAGAGAUUACUAUAACUGACAAUGACAUCCGUGCAGCAAACAGCAACAAGAGAAAUGGGGGAACAAGCAGCUGGAAAACAGGCUCAAAUACAGGCCAAUGCCAAACAGACAACUUGCAUAACUUACAGAGACCAGCAAACCCAUCAGAAUCCACAGAGAGGAAGAACAAUAAUUACUCCCUGCAGCAAAGCCUCGAACAGCUUGAUGAGCUGCUAGCCGACCUAGUCAUUGAUUACAAACCUCAAAAUAGCAGGAGACCAAGCAAGGAUCUUAUAGACCAACUCAAACUAUUGAUUCAAGAUGAUGAGACCAAAGAAAGCAAAAGGGAAAUGGACCAAGAUGAUUCCGGACUUUUGAACACACAAACUGACUCAUCAAAGACUAGCCCGGAUACAUUCAAAGAUCAAGAUAGUGGUUGUGAGGGUUUUCCUCGUUGUGUUGAAGAAAUUCCUUUGAACCAUAUUGCAGAGGAGGAUGACACUAUGGUGUGCUCCAACAAAAAAUGCUUACGUAAAGACACUACAUUUAAUGCCUCCUUGUACUUCAAGUCCUGCCACAGCUGUUAUACUUACUACUGUUCUAGAAACUGUAGACGGGAAGACUGGGACACACAUAAAGAGAACUGUCUUUAUGGCCGGAUCAGUAGUGUUUGUAGGCACAUACUAAAACACUGUCGAGAGGAUUUGGAUAUUCAUAAAGCAUUCUCACGCAUUGCCAGAGUAGGGUAUCUGUCCCGCGGGAGAGGCGUUCUCUUCCUGGGUUUUCCAAACCCUGGGUGUGCGGAUAACUUUCUUCAAGUUGGUCUUGACAGCCUAACCAUCUCUCCAACAUAUUUGUCCCUUCGAGAGUUAGACAGUUUCAAAGACAACCUAGGGCCAUACUGCAAAGAAUUGCAGAAUGCAGGCAAGGAAUAUGACCCUACUGAAUGUUUCCUACUGAAUGUAUCCAUUGCUGUCGGAGACCUAGUGCCUAAACUUCCUUCACCUAAAUUACAAAUGCCAACAGUUCGCAAGUAUGCGAAGGUCUCAUUGGCCUCCUCAAGCCCAGAUAAGAAAAUCUUCAAGAAAGAAUGUGAAAUGGAGACUCUGAUUCUCACUCCUCCUCCAGGAACAUCUGACAUAGACAAGGAUGGCCAAGAGGGCAGGAAAGCACGAGAGAUUUGCUUCAUUAAUAUCCAAAGGGAGCUUCGAACCAGAGGUGUAUUUCUUCGUCAUGAGUUCCCACAAAUCUACAACCAGCUUUGCGAGUUUGUUGAGAGCAACAAAAGGUUCACCCCCACCACCAUUUAUCCCAUUGACAAGAGAACUGGGAAACAGUUCAUGUGUAUGAUCAUGGCAGCGUCUGAACCAAGGAUGCUAGAUUGGGUUGGUGCACCACACCUUCUAGAUGACAUUAUAUAAUCCUAUGCAUUCAGUAGUAUCAAGCUUUUGCUGUGUAAAAAUAAACGACUAAUGUUUUUAGAUAUGUAUUUUAUUAGUGAGAGUUUUCUCUGUCUGGCACUAAAAUCUAGAAUUAAGAAGAAUUGCUUAUGGGAUAAAAAGCUAUGUACAGUACUUAUUAGAAUAUUUGAGCAGUUUUGCUUAGUCUUAAAAUCUGUUUCUGUCUGCCCAGUCAGAAGCUUUUUUGCAUUUUUGUGCUGACAUUUUUGGCCAAGAAGUUCUGCAUAAUACAUUAAUGGUGUUAAAGAGUAGGAAUACUUUUAAAGCCUGCUUUAUACUUCUGCAUUGAGUGAUCGGAGUGACCCACGGCACCUGUCUUGCACGUUGCCAUGCAUUUAUACUUCUGCAUGCUGUUUGUGUUGCUCUGCAAUAACAAUUUCCAAGCAAAGGGUUUUAUUUUCCUCUGUGUCGAGCUUUUUUGCAGGUGUUUUGUUUUUUCUAAACGCUACCUUUAUGUACAAGUAGCUCAAACUUGCUCAUUUUGAGGUGGGAACUUGAGAAUGUGCAACAACUUUGAUCAUAAGGUAAACACAAAACAAAACUAUCCAUCUGAAGCUUCUUCACGGGACUCCACACUUGUAAACACUCGCUCCAAUAGGUUUGUGUGGCUCUUGGUCCCUCCCACACUCAACACCGCUACCAAGCCGACCAAUCACAGAGCUUGCGAUACGUGUCACUGUGAUGUGUAGUUACAUUUUUUGAGAGGUUCGCAUAGAGCAAUUGUUUACAAGCGUCAAGUCCUAUAAAGAAGAUUCAUAUGGAAGCUUUUGUUUUUGCUUACCUUAUGAUUAAAGUUGGUGCAUGUCUGCUGGUUCCCGCCUCUGAAUGAGCAAGCUUUAGCUACUUGUACAUUGAGGUAACUUUCAGAAAAAAUAAAAAACCUGCAAAGAAACUCAACACAGAUAAACAUAACAUAAUUUACUGCCAGCUAGCAUUUCUGAAGAUGGUAUUGCAGAGCGCAGCACACAGAAAUAUAAAUGCAUGGCUACACACUAGGCAGGCACCAAGGGUCACAGCAAUCAUGCACAAGUACAAACCAGCCUUUUUUAGUAAUGCUCAAAUUGGCUUAAAUAUUUAUUAAACAGAAUGUUGGGAGAUGUGUAGAACUUUGUUAAUGACAGGUGUUACAAAUCUGUGGAAACUGUUGAACUUUCUGUGGAUUAUAUAUGGCCCUGCUUAUGACUAUAUUUCUUGUGCUAAUAUGUUGCAGUGAGGAUCUAACAACUAGGAACCAUUGGAGAACCUCUGGAGAAAGUCUCAUUUUCUCUUGCAAUACAAUAGCGUCUAAAAGUCAUUGUCUUUAGCCCCUUGAGAGGAUAAAAUGCACUUGCAUGGAGAAUGCAUGCUGGCAAGGAAAAUGCAAAUUCACCUAACAAUUUGCAAUGAUUUUUCAUUUCAUCAAAAUAAAUAAUAUUCACUAAUUAUGAUCAGUAUGGCAGAAAAGCAAACACGUCAGGUACAUUUUUUAUAGUCAAAUAAACUGCUUGGAAAGUUUCUCUGUAUUGUACAUGGCAACUGCUUUCUGUAUUGUAUUCAUGAGGCACUAUAUCUAUUCAUAUGGUUAAAUCAGCUGGAAUUGUUAACAACUAAUUUUACAUGACAGAAAAUCCUUUGAGUUAAGCAUAUGCAAAGUAAGAUACUAAUUUAUUCAUUUGACAUGAUCAUUUUUGUUCAUUUUUCAUGGUUCUGUAAAGUUUUAAUCUUAUGUGUUUCUAUUGAAACAUCUAUUGAACUAUAUCUGUUAAAACUGAUGAACAUGUAUAUAAAAUAUGCUAUUGAUAUUUUAAUCUUUAUAAUGUCUGACAAAACUUAGAGGCCUAUAUUUGAAAUGUACUAUUUAAAUAUAAAAUAUAAAAUUAGUAAAAAAAAAAAAAAACGAUCUAAGCAACGUGUAUAACACUGCUGUAAGCAAGAUUGUGUUAGAUAUAGCACUUUACUAAACUGCUGAGGGAAAACAUAUUAAAAAACAAACCGUUUAGAUAAUGUUAUCAACAGCAUGCACACUCUUUACCGCAACAACCAGUUUCUUUCUGUAUUUUUGUCAUUUUUAUGCCAUUAUUUAUUGAUUGAUUUAUUUAUCCAGUUCAUCACUUGUGUUCUGUUGGAAAGUGCUGCUUUUUUCUGUACUAUGGUCAAUAAAUUAAACACCCAAAAUUCC